CUAUGUCCACUGUCCACACUAUUUCUUGUCACUCUCACGCGAAAACUAGACGGAAAAUUUUUCUCUUUUCAUUUUCGAUGCGAACAGAACAAAAUAUAGAAAUUUAGAUUCCGAACUAAAAACAAUGAAUUCCCCUGAGUCCAAUCGGGUCGCCGCCAUGUCAUCACCCAGUUCCUCCAACAAGUCUUCGCCUGUGCAAGAAUCACCAUUCUUCAAUUUCCUUAGCAAUCUCUCCCCUAUAAAGUCAGUUAAGGCAGUACGUUAUACACAAAGGUUUUUGGAAUCUAAUUUUCCAACCCCACUGCCCGUGUUUACAUCACCUCGCAUAGAUCUGCAGAGAAAGACUGGUCUUCUGGAAAGAAACAAUAUAGUUGAAGAAGAUUCAAAUAUUCGUGAACAGUGUAAUACCCAGUUGAAUGUUGCACAAAUUCCUAGCUUGGAGAAGCAAGUCCAAUCAUGCAGUCCUUCAUGGAGCAUUGACGAAUAUCUGGCAGAGAUCGUGGAGGUGGACUGUACACAUUCAGCACAUAAACAGUUGCAAUUAGCCAAUGAAGUGUCUCAAAUGUUACAGGGUGGUUUCACUGACCCCAAAGAAACCAUAAGAAAAUUUGACACUGUGGAUAGCAGGAGCAGUAGAGAGGCUAGAACUCUGACAUCAUCUGAUCAAGCCGAACAGAAUUUACCUUUAACUUCACUUAAUUUGGUUGAUGAUGUAGUUGAUUUGAGGAAUGAUGAAAGUUUUAUUGUGUUCCUAAAGAUUACAUCUGAAGAUAUCAAUGACAUUGUUGAUUCUGAUGUGAAUAUAAACCCUGCUUUAGGAGCGCAACAAUAUGAACAAUAUGCAGCUCAGAUUGGCGAGGCGUUUGAAGAUUCUGAUGACAGUUCAAGAGCAUUACCAAAAGAAUUUGUGAAGGAGGCCAAUCAUCACCAACGUGGUAUACGUAGACAUCUUCAUUUUGAAGCUGCUUUAGCCUGCAAGAGUGUAGCUACUGGAAAAACAACCAAUUCAAGGGCUAGCCUAACAAAUUUGAAAACUCUGGGUUUGUCUCAUGUUGAAAGUAGAGCAACCUCCAGUGGUGGGGAGGCAGUCAACUAUGCUCAGUCCAGGGCUUCCAAGUCCUCUUUCAGCCCCUUUGAAGUGGUGAGAUCUACUCAAAAUAGCAGGAAUCCUGUAAUCUUGUCCCCCAUUCCAUCUGGUAUGGGGUUAGAUCUAAAUAGCACUGUCAGAUCUGUGUCCUUGGGUACGGAUAUGUUUGCAAGUAAGAACUUAACCAGGUAUAGAAGUUCACAAGAUAAGGUAGUGCAUGGGAGGAGCAAUGAUUCAGCAGAAGACCCAAAUAGUACCUCAAUUUCAGCUGUAGCUGGGACUAUGUAUUCUUAUGCAGAUAUAGAUCAGCAGGAAAGUCAAGCUGGUGUGGCAGCCAGUUCUGACACCUACCCAAUCAACAGUCUGAAUCCCCCAUGUGAUUCUCCUUUGGCACAAACUGAGCAGCAGGUUAUUCCAUGUGAGGGGAGAAUAUCUACUCCACAAAAUGCUGACAGUGUUGAGGAGUUGAACCAAGAGAGCUCCAAUAAGAAAAGGAAGAGGCCAUCAAACACAAGUGAGAGUCAUGGCUGCAAACGUUGCAAUUGUAAGAGGUCCAAAUGCUUAAAACUUUAUUGUGAGUGCUUUGGGGCUGGUGUUUAUUGUGUGGAUUCUUGCGCUUGCGUAAACUGCUUUAACAAGCCUGAAUAUGAGGACACAGUUCUUGAUAUACGACAGCAAAUCGAAUCUCGUAAUCCUCUUGCAUUCGCUCCAAAGGAAGCAGGGAACCAGAAUACUCCAUCAUCAGCCAGGCACAAAAGAGGAUGCAAUUGUAAAAAAUCAAAGUGUCUUAAAAAAUAUUGUGAAUGCUACCAGGCUAAUGUUGGAUGCUCUGAUGGAUGUCGAUGUGAGGGUUGUCAAAAUUCUUUUGGAACAAGUUCAGAUGGGGCCGCUUGCAAGAGGUUCAAUCGACUAAUGGACUUGAGGUAAAUGAAAGCCCACUUCACUCCUUAGUAGUAGUAAAAACGGACCGAGCUCUAACACCAUGCAUGGUACUCAUGGACUCACUAAUAAUGGUUUGCACUUUCUUUCUUAUUUCUGUGCACCCUCAAGACUCAAAGUUCGGAUUAUAUGGGAUGAUGAUUUGGAUUGAGAUAUUCUAACCAGGACCCAACCCAAUAAAUAAAGGGCAUGUCUCAAAAUUUCAA
Messenger RNA from Quercus robur (English oak), 2232 nucleotides. RefSeq names its product CRC domain-containing protein TSO1-like. The record is from RefSeq and is a predicted model, not a curated record. The coding region runs from base 125 to 2014 and encodes 629 amino acids. Gene Ontology annotation, molecular function: DNA-binding transcription factor activity. NCBI's taxonomy places the organism in Eukaryota, Viridiplantae, Streptophyta, Magnoliopsida, Fagales, Fagaceae. The transcript has 10 exons.